AUGCCGCAGCGGCGCACGCUCAGCCAGCGCUGCGCUGCUAGCGGAGCAGCAGCUGCGGGCGGCCACGCCGCCCCGCAGCGGUGGCGCGGCAGGGCAGUGGAGCUGCCGCAGCUGGACCUGGCCAAGUUCACCGACGGCUACUUCAAGGCGGCGGAGGACAAGAAGGCCAAGAAGAAGGGCGAGGACGACUUCUUCAAGGGCGACGCCGAGAAGAAGCCCCUGGCGGCCGAGUACGUGGCCAACCAGAAGGCGCUCGACGCCGCGCUGCUGCCCGCGCUGAGCGCUGACCUCAAGGGCUACCUCGGCUCCCGCUUCACGCUGCGCGACGGCGACCGGCCCCACCUCCUCAAGUUCUAG
Molecule: messenger RNA, 357 nt
Organism: Monoraphidium neglectum
Lineage: Eukaryota; Viridiplantae; Chlorophyta; Chlorophyceae; Sphaeropleales; Selenastraceae
Product: ribosomal protein L6, component of cytosolic 80S ribosome and 60S large subunit
Exons: 3
Coding region: 1-357 (118 amino acids)
Biological process (GO): ribosomal large subunit assembly; cytoplasmic translation
Cellular component (GO): ribosome; cytosolic large ribosomal subunit
Molecular function (GO): RNA binding; structural constituent of ribosome
Source: RefSeq, a predicted model, not a curated record